ACUAUCCCUUGUUCAUUCUCUUCUCUUAUCUUCUCUAUCCUUCCCCUCAGCGUCACACCACACUGCCUCUUCAUAGAGUCAUACCACUGUUGCUUAUCUCUUUUCAUAUCGUACCACUCCACCAUAGACUCUUCCUUUGUCUUAUAAGCUUCGCGCCAAGAGCACCAUGUUCAACACCGAACACUACAUACCACCGGGCUCAUCUCAUUCAGACGUCGAAAUGUUAACACCUCCGAAGAUUGAGGAUGAGAAGAAGCUUAGCCCGGUGGGUAUCCGGGAGAGGCUUCGUCAUUUCACCUGGGCCUGGUACACCUUAACCAUGAGUGGAGGAGGGCUGGCCGUCCUCAUCAUCAGUCAGCCCUUUGGGUUCCGCGGAUUGAAAGAGAUCGGCAUCGCAGUCUACAUCCUCAAUCUGAUCCUCUUCGCCCUUGUCUGCUCUACUAUGGCUCUAAGGUUCAUCCUGCACGGCAACCUUCUCGAGUCCCUCCGCCAUGACCGCGAGGGUCUCUUCUUUCCGACCUUCUGGCUCUCUGUCGCAACCAUCAUCUGCGGCUUGUCUCGCUACUUCGGUGAAGAACCUAGUGAAUCCUUCCAACUAGCCCUCGAAGCCCUCUUCUGGAUCUACUGUUUCUGCACCUUGCUCGUCGCUAUCAUACAAUACUCCUUCGUCUUCUCUUCCCACAAGUAUGGCCUUCAAACCAUGAUGCCUUCAUGGAUCCUCCCAGCCUUCCCCAUCAUGCUCAGCGGCACCAUCGCCUCCGUCAUCGGUGAACAACAGCCCGCUCGCGCAGCCCUCCCCAUCAUCGGCGCCGGUGUCACCUUUCAGGGCCUCGGCUUCUCCAUCAGCUUCAUGAUGUACGCCCACUACAUCGGCCGACUGAUGGAGUCCGGGCUCCCUCACAGCGACCACAGACCAGGCAUGUUCAUCUGCGUCGGACCCCCAGCCUUCACAGCCCUAGCCCUCGUCGGCAUGACCAAAGGCCUCCCCGAAGACUUCAAGCUGCUACACGACGCCCACGCCUUGGAAGACGGACGUAUCAUUGAGCUGUUGGCCAUCUCAGCCGGCGUCUUCCUCUGGGCCCUGAGUCUCUGGUUCUUCUGCAUCGCCAUCGUUGCCGUCAUCCGCUCGCCGCCCAAGGCCUUCCACCUCAACUGGUGGGCCAUGGUCUUCCCCAAUACCGGCUUCACCCUGGCCACCAUCACCCUAGGCAAAGCACUCAACAGUAACGGCGUGAAGGGCGUCGGAUCCGCCAUGUCCAUCUGCAUCGUGUGCAUGUACAUCUUCGUCUUCAUCAACAACGUCCGCGCCGUGAUCAACAAGGAUAUCAUGUACCCGGGUAAAGAUGAGGAUGUAUCUGACUAGACCGCACCCUCCAUUCUUCCUACCUUACCCCCCUUACGUCCAUACAACCAUCCCACAUGUCCAUACAUUUACAUAUACAAUUCCCCCUCCUCCUCUUCACCCUCCCCCAUCUAUCCAGUUUAGAUGUUACUUCCAUUCAUCAGCCU
This is a messenger RNA of Aspergillus caelatus, 1509 nucleotides long. RefSeq names its product tellurite-resistance/dicarboxylate transporter family protein. Gene Ontology annotation, cellular component: membrane. Bases 167 to 1363 code for a protein of 398 amino acids. Gene Ontology annotation, molecular function: malate transmembrane transporter activity. The transcript has a single exon. The record is from RefSeq and is a predicted model, not a curated record. NCBI's taxonomy places the organism in Eukaryota, Fungi, Ascomycota, Eurotiomycetes, Eurotiales, Aspergillaceae. Gene Ontology annotation, biological process: malate transmembrane transport.